AUGGAGGACGACGAGGGUCUGAAAGAGCAGGCAGAGAAAGCCCUCAAAAGAAAAAAGGUGAUGCGAAAGCACUUUGACGACAUGCUCGAGUACGGAAGAAGAAUGUACGCCAAAAGGGGGGGAAAACGCGAUGAAGAGAUCGCCCGCGACGAAGAUAUCGCCCGCGACGAGGAAGAAGAUCCGCGUGGAGAGAGAAGAGACGCACACGCGGAAGACGAAGGCGAACAGCCCGUGAAACGCGGGAGAAACAGAAACAGGGAAGAUCGCAGAGAACGAAGGAGCCGCGAGGCAGGAGCGGAGAAGGGUGGAGACCCCGACUCUCACAGACAAGGCGCCUGGCCGUUGGAGACGCUCCGUCAGGACACAGACGAGGGAGAGAGUGAAACUCAAAAGAGCAGAGAAAGAGGCGAGGGAGAGAGUGAAACUCAAAAGAGCAGAGAAAGAGGCGAGGGAACAGCCGAAGACCAACAGAGCGGCGAAGGAGACACGACUGCAAACAGCUCUUCGCCAGACUCCGCGGAGCGAGGAGCGAGAGAGAGCGUCGGCGCACGACCGGGAGAGGACGAAGAACUCGAAAGGCUCCACAACGAGAACGGAGACAGCUGUCCAGGAGCACAGCCGGGAUCUUCCCCACAGUCCUCCGCUCGUUCGUCUUGUGCGCGCGACGAGACGUCUGGGACAUGGUUUGAGGCGCACGACGCUCAAGUCGAUCGCUUCAUGAAGCGAACGCGGGCGGCGGAGUGGGAAGAGACGCUGAAGGUUGGCGAGAAGGAAGUGACCUUAGUCUCGCAGGCCUGGGGCCGUUCUCCGUGUGCAUCGCCUCGCGGAAAGCGAAAAGAAAAACCGAGACCCAACGCCGCGACCGCCCGCCCCGAAGCUGCAGAGAUCGGAGACAAUGCCCUUCCGUUUGACGACGAAGACGACCAGGACCUGCCUGCGAUUGUCCAGUCUCCCGACAGAGACUGGCUGCAAGAAACGUGGAUCGACGGAGGCGACGCGUACACGCCGUCGGCUUCGCAGGCUCAACUUCUGGACAGCUGCGACUUCUUCGGAUCCGCUGGAGGGUGGCGGAGCUACCGGCGAACGGCGGCAGAAGUCGACCGCGACAUGGAAGACAUGGUUGGGGCGGAGACGCGACAAGGCGCCGACUUCUUCGACGCGUUUGAACAAGUUGCAGAAGAAGACGAAGCCAUCGAGCACUUGCUCGACAGCCGUCACAGCCGGACCCACCGUAGGGCGACAGGCCAGCCUCGAGAAGACAACGUCGAGGCGUUUUGCAAUCUCCCAGCGAGUUCCGGCGUGGAUGCGGAGAAGCACGAGGUAGGCGACGGCCCGGAGACAGAGUCAGAAGACUCGGAAGAAAGAGAGCGCCAAAGAGUGCGAGGUGGAGGUGACAGUGUCUGGGAAGCCGUGGCACACGCCACAGAGACAGAACAGCCUGGCGCGGGGUUCUGGGAAACGUGA
Messenger RNA from Neospora caninum, 1464 nucleotides. RefSeq lists its product as hypothetical. The coding region runs from base 1 to 1464 and encodes 487 amino acids. The transcript has a single exon. The record is from RefSeq and is a predicted model, not a curated record. Lineage: Eukaryota; Apicomplexa; Conoidasida; Eucoccidiorida; Sarcocystidae.